AUGUUCAAACCCAAAGUACUUUUAAUUGGUCCAAGUGAGUGUGGAAAAACAGUUUUGGGAAAUUUCCUCUCGGACACCACAGAGACAGUGGGAGGAGAUUAUAAUCCAACGCAGGGGGUCAGGAUCCUGGAGUUUGAGUCCCAGACGGAGGGAAAAGCUGACUCAGCCUGUGAGGUAGAGCUGUGGGACUGUGCAGGAGAUUUCAAGUUUGAAUCCUGUUGGCCAGCUUUAAUGAAAGACUCCAACGGAGUGAUCAUCGUGUUCAACCCCGACGUGCCGAGUCAUCUGAAGGAAGUGGAGACCUGGCACUCCACCUUUAUCUCCUCUCAGGGUUUAUCAGACAGCCAGUGUCUGCUUAUCGCCCAUCACAAACCAGGCAGCGGAGCGGACAGCACACGCCCGCCGCUGGCUUCACAGUUAAACAAACUCCCACUGAUUCACUCCAACCUGGAGGAAGACCCUGAGAAAGUCCGCCUGGAGUUCCGCAGUUACCUUGGAAACAUUGUUCAGACUCUGUCAGAAAGCCAAGACCGUGAGGAGAUGUCUAUAUUAAGCUAA
Messenger RNA from Chanos chanos (milkfish), 558 nucleotides. RefSeq names its product intraflagellar transport 22 homolog (Chlamydomonas) (gene ift22). The record is from RefSeq and is a predicted model, not a curated record. The transcript is spliced from 5 exons. NCBI's taxonomy places the organism in Eukaryota, Metazoa, Chordata, Actinopteri, Gonorynchiformes, Chanidae. The coding region runs from base 1 to 558 and encodes 185 amino acids.